AUGCUCCGAGUGGCGGGGCUGCUGCCACGCUUGGCGCGGGGUGUCAUGCCUGGCCCGAAGCGUCCGCGCCCGCCCCGCAUCGGCACCCACGGGGGGACCUUCCACUGCGACGAGGCCCUCGCCUGCUUCCUCCUGCGCCGGCUCCCCUCUUACCAGGAUGCAGAGAUCGUCCGGACGCGGGAUCCCCAGCUGCUCUCGGAAUGUGAUGUGGUGGUGGACGUUGGGGGUGAAUAUGACCCACAGAAGCAUCGUUACGACCAUCACCAGAGAUCGUUCGGAGAGUCGAUGCACAGCCUGAGCGCUGAUAAACCCUGGCAGACCAAGCUGAGCAGCGCCGGGCUAGUGUAUUUCCAUUUUGGCUCCCAGAUUCUGGCUAAGCAGUUGGGCCUGAAUGAAGAGGAUCCUGUUGUGCGUGCCCUCUACGACAAGUUGUACGAGAACUUUGUGGAGGAGAUUGACGCCAUCGACAACGGCAUCUCCCAGUGGGAUGGGGAGCCUCGCUAUGCCAUGAGCACCAAUGUGAGCUCCAGGGUGAGCUAUCUGAACCCUCGCUGGAAUGACGAGGACCAAGAUACUGAGGCUGGAUUCCAGAAGGCCAUGGAGCUGGUGGGCGGUGAAUUCCUAGACCGGCUUGAUUACUAUCACCGUGGCUGGCUGCCUGCACGUGCCCUUGUGGAAGAGGCCAUCCAGCAGCGCUUUCAGGUCGACCCCAGUGGCGAGAUCCUGGCCCUGGCGCUGGGGGGUUGCCCCUGGAAGGAACAUCUCUUCAGCCUUGAACAGGAGCUGGGCGUAAAGAAGCCCCUCAAAUUUGUCUUGUACACAGAUCUCAGUGGCAAGUGGCGCGUGCAGUGUGUCCCUGACGGGCUGCACACCUUCCAAAACCGCUUGUCGCUUCUGGAGGAGUGGCGUGGUUUGCGCGACGAAGAACUCUCCCAAGUCAGCGGGAUCGCCGGUUGCAUCUUCGUGCAUUCCAGCGGCUUUAUCGGUGGGAACCACACCAAAGAAGGGGCACUGGAAAUGGCCCAGAAGACGUUGGCGCAGCAGACAGAAACCAAUACAUGCAGCUCAUGAGGACCACAUAACUGGACUUGUGUGGGGAUCCUUUGUUGUGUGGUGUU
Molecule: messenger RNA, 1118 nt
Organism: Euleptes europaea (tarantolino)
Lineage: Eukaryota; Metazoa; Chordata; Lepidosauria; Squamata; Sphaerodactylidae
Gene: MYG1
Product: MYG1 exonuclease
Exons: 7
Coding region: 1-1071 (356 amino acids)
Cellular component (GO): cytoplasm; nucleus
Source: RefSeq, a predicted model, not a curated record